AGACGGUGUCGCUGUUGACUCUCCUUACUGCACGCGCUGUAUACAUCAGCUGUUUCAAUCACGCUCGGCUACCUUGCUAGCUGCUAACCAGCUAGCUGCUAUGUUAUCAAACAGGUUGCCUAGCCUCACACACCGCGCUUUGACCGUUGAGAAAUGUAACGUCGUUGUAACAGGGAGUUUGGCAACGCCUGUGAGAUCGAGCGAACAUGCGGAGACGUGACUCCAAAUAGGAAUAUCUAAAAGAAUGGACAAGGUUGUUUACGAAAAAUAAUGAAACUGUUGUUGAAGCCAGCUAGCCAGAAAUGCUAACCUUCGGUGUACGUAGUUGAAUGUGAGCUAACUAACAACUCUUAGUGUUGCAAACUCAUGUGUCACAGUCCGGUUAAGUAAACAAUGCUGGCUGCUUAGUUUUGUUUGAGCGGAUUUAGUGUCUAAAACAGGGAUAAAGUGAUCAGACACUAACGAACUGUACUAGUACAUGAUUUUAUUCGAGCUGCAGCUUACAGCGUGAUAGUCAAAGGUCACGCUCCUGCAGACUGUUGAUGACAGACUGUCUGUCUGUUCUCUCCACAGGAGCCCAAACUGUCAUCUGCUGUCCACCAACAUCAGAGGAAACAGAGGAGGGAGCCUGCUGAACUCCACACAGCCUCUUCAACACCUUUUGUUUUACCUAAUCCUUAUGGAUCUCACCAGGGCUCCAGAGGGUAGGAGGAAAAUUAUAGAUCUUACCAAGUCUGAAAUUGUCCACAUGACUUUAAAGUUCAAAAACUGUGUGCCCUGGGUCUUUUUCAACCAAACCAUUUAGUGUUAUUAUGAUCAUUUUGCCCCAGCAGACUAGAUAAUACUGAUUAUAUUACAAUUAUUAUUAUUUAAAGCUUUUUCUAGUGCCUCUUUCAAAAAGACUUAACUGUUCACUAACUUCAUGAGUGAUCAGCAAAGGCUGGGCAAAAGAUAGUAGAGAUAUAAAUGCUUUAAAUGCAAAUCACAAGCAAACAGUUCUAAUACUCUGGAGGUUUCAUUAAUCUAAAUCAUGAAAGGUGGCUUCAAAUCUGUAGUUGUGGCUUUCAAAGGAGAAUUAUAAUCUGAGAUAACAAGAUUCUGAGUAUUCAAGAAAACAAAGGCACUGUAAAGUGAUCUGUAACAGGGCAAAAGACGAUAGAUAAGGGUUUAUGUUUCACACACAUACGAUAUCAGGCCAGAAAACAGACAUGCUGUGGAAAACUUCUUUCUAAUGCUUUAUUUGUGUGAAUUUCUGAACCUUUUUUUAAAGGAACCAGUCAGGUGUGAACCUAAAACAGAGUCCUUCAAAUGCAAAUGGAGUGCCAGGUGGGGGAGGUCGAGGUGUAUCCAAGAGUCAUGGUUACAGCAGCAGUCGUCGCCUUAGAGAGACAAGAGACGAAUUCGUCCAGAGAGACAGGCCUGUGCGGGAUCCACAGGCAAAGAUUUGAUUUUUUUCUUUAUGAGAAAACUUUGGUAAAAAGAAAGUUUUUCUUAAAACUAAUUUCCAGUGUUGUCCUUAACUUUGCAGUCAUCAAAAAGCAGCAGUGACUCUCCUGGUCAAGGCAGAACUAUUGGCAAGAAUCGCUUGGAUGCACAUGGCAAAGGUGCAUGUGUGACCCUUGAAUGUUGAAUGUUCGUGAAAAUUACUACACCUGUAUUUACCUAAUUUACUGCUUUGAAUCGGACAGCAGGCUUUAGAGGUGCCAGGUCCGCCCCAAAUUCUGCGAGGAAGUCCAACCUACCACAGGCAGCCUUGACUCCAUUUGAAGUGAAGAUGACAGAUUUUCCGGAGUUGUCUGGUGUUACACCAAGCAAAGAAGGCCCCCCUCAGGUUCAGAAAGAGUGCUGGGGUCCCAUUUCUCAAGGGUCUGCCUCUGCCUGGAAGGUAAUUCCACCAGAUGUAGCAUGUUGCAUAUGCAGUGGAAGAUUAACUAUAUUUGCUAACUGUUUCUGAAAAUUUCCUUUUCAACAGUUUGACAGAACAGGUUCCCCUACACCGCCUGACUCCCAGCAGACUGUCACUAAUGUUCAGCCAGAUUUUUCUGCUGCUUCAUCAGGUUGGGAAAGUCUUUAGCCAUCCCUUAAUUCACUGUAGAGCAGUGUCAAAGACAUAUUAGGCAAUGAUCAUCAAUAUUACUUGUUUUGAAUUGUACAGAUAUGCCUGCGGUGACUUCCUGGGCUAAUGUCGCAUCCCAGCCUCCAAAGAAACCUGUUCCUAAAGAAAAGACUGUCAGCAGCAACAACAUGCAGGUUAGACAGCAUGCCUUAAUCGUUAACAAUCCAGAAGGUGAAAUCUUUAAUAAUUGUUCACAUCCUCGUGUUAGUCUGCUCCGACUGCUUGCCUUAUUCUGUGUAGGCUCUUCACAAUUAAGCGAGUAAACCCUGUAAACAUGAGUUGUUGUAAAACAUUUUAUAACUAAAAACAACAGUUAACACAAUACUGAGAGGUUAAAUGUGAGGCUGAUUCACAUCAAAUGAAUUGUCAGGCCUCUGUCCCACCAUUUUGCUCCGUCAGAUGGAAGAGAUUGCUGCAGAGCAGGAAGAAGAUGCCACAGGAAAGAAGAAGCGAAAGAAGAAAAAGAAAAAGGGCAAAGGUGGUGAAGAUGAAGAAGCCAAAUCAGAAGUGGUUUUUGUGUAUCAGGAGCCCCCAAAAUUUGAGGUUAUUUCUGUUUGUUUGUUUUUUCAGUUUAUUUAAUUUCAAAAGCAAAAGGCACUAGCUUCUUCUAAAUCUGAAAUGGAUUUUUGUUUGUUUCUCCAGGAUGAAGAAGAGUUUCCAGGUUUAACUGUAACUGUUACUGGGUCCAGUAGAUUGGUAACAAGCAGCCAUGUAACAAAACUAUGCAAUGAGGUACAUUCACUCUGCAGCACAUUAGUGCAAGAAAGACAUUUCAACAUGAAAACAUUUAUUAAAUUAGCUAAUAUUAUAAUGCAUCUGUGUUUGUUUCUUAGGAAAACCAAAGAGAAGGUUUCCAGCAUCAACCUGCUGAACAAAAAAAGGAGAAAACUCCGGCAGUAAAAGUUGUCCCCUCAGAAACAGCAAAAAAGACACAGGUCGAUCAUUUUUCAAUGUUUUAUUCAAACAGAUGUUACAGAACAGCUUCAGGCUGGUUUAGACCCCUGUUCUUGGUCUUGUGAUUUUCCAGAAAGCUGAAAAAGUGUCUGGAAAGAAGAGCAAAGCACCUGUUCAGCUGGACAUCGGGAACAUGUUGGCUGUCCUGGAAAAGAAGCAGCAAUCUCAAAAAGCCAAGCAGGAUGCCAAACCGGUCAUUCUCUCAGGUGGGUUAUUUUCAGCACCUCGGACACAAAACCAUUUCUUUUUUUCUCUAGGAAAUCAUUAUGAGAAAAUAAGUAUUUGGCAACGCACACUGUUGCUCUUUGUUUUAAAGCUUACUCGUGCAUUUAACAAUGAGAUAAUGGUUUGAUUGUAGUUGGUGGGGGGCUACCUGUAGUCCAGAAGCAGUCAACAGUCCAGAAGAAGGUCCCAUGGCAGCAGGACAAGAUUGCACACAACCCUCUAGACUCCACCAGCCCUUUGGUAAAGAAAGGAAAACAGAGGGAGGUACCAAAAGCCAAAAAACCAACUCCCCUCAAGAAGGUACUUUGGCUCACCAACUCUUGGACAAAUGUGCAAAAAAAAAAUCUGAAUGUGUAACAACUAAAGAUCCUUCUUGUUAACUUCUGUCUGAAAUAUAGAUCAUUUUAAAAGAAAGAGAGGAGAGAAAACAAAGACGCCUGCUGGAAGAGAUGGGGCUGCUGCCUGAAAAUGAAGAAGUAAAAUCUGCAGAAGAAGCUGCAGAAGAAGAGCAGGAUGACACAAAUGUAACAGGUAACACGAAGAUCCUGGGAUGUUCAAUACAAAGUACUUUUGGCUUUAGCAAAUAUCUGAUCUACAUAUUUUGCCCUGUAAACCAUAGGGGAGGUAGGGAGUCCUUCAGAGGAGCUUGAUGAAGAUCAGACAGAAAUUAAUGGCACCAAGGAGUUGGUGAAAGAGGAAGAGGAAGAACUUGACAAAGAAGAAACUGCUGAACAACAACAAACCAUGUUACCUGUGACUCUCCCGGCCAAUCGACCGAAAAUCCACAGCAGGAAGUUCAGAGAGUAAGAUUGUGACAAAAACUACAGUUUUUUCUGAGUUGACUAGCUGUUAAAUGUGGUUGAUUUACAAUGUAAACUUCAAUACACAACAGGUACUGCAGCCAGAUGCUGAGCAAAGACGUUGACGCAUGUGUGACGGAGCUGCUGAAGGAGCUGGUCCGUUUCCAGGACCGCCUGUACCAGAAGGACCCGAUGAAGGCCCGUAUGAAGAGACGCAUUGUAAUGGGUCUCAGAGAGGUCCUGAAGCACCUUAAACUCAGGAAGGUCAAAUGUGUCAUAAUCUCACCCAACUGUGAACGCAUACAGUCCAAAGGUACCAACUAAGAGCUUCAUUAUUUGUUUUUGAUUUUUUGCAAAUAUUCUAUGAAAGAUUUAAUGUUUGAACUAGAAAAGCACUCAGAGAGCGCAGACCUCCGCCAAGCAGCUCAUGUCCCCCCUUAAACGAGAAAUGACCUGGCCGGGAUUCGAACCCAGGAACUUCUAGUUGUAAGGCAACAGUGCUAACCACUACACCACUGUGCUGCCCAUUGCUUGUCUUUCAGCAUUGAAAAUUCCAACCACACCCUCAUUUUUUUGUGUGUUCUGGAUCACAGUAUCCAGAAUUUUGUCCGGAUCACCACCAAAAUUUAAUGGGAUCCUCCUGGGGCUGAGACGCAUCUCUGGUGAAAAUUUCAGGUCAAUCCGUCUGUUACUUUCUCCGUAAAGUUGCUAACAGACAAACAAACAAACAAACGCUACUGAAAACAUAACCUCCUUGGCGGAGGUAAUAACAGAGUGAUGAAAACAAACUCUGGCAGGACCAGUUUCACUCUUGACAUGCAUCGUUCUCACAAUUAUUUAUGACAAACAUGUCCCCCCAAUUUUGCAACUUAUUCAAGAUGCUCUUGAAGACUUAAAAACAGGCAACUGGACUGUGUAGAGUUGAGAAGACGUUUCGCCUCUUAUCCACAAAGCUUCUUCAGUUCAGAACUGAAGAAGCUUUGUGGAUAAGAGGCGAAACGUCUUCUCAACUCUACACAGUCCAGUUGCCUGUUUUUAAGUCUUCAAGAUAACUAUGACCUGGAUGAAUGAGAAUCUACAUGGACUUAUUCAAGAUGCUCAUUUUCAGCAAUGUCAGACAUUUUUGCCAAGAUUCCUCACAAAGACAUGUCUAAACAGGUGUCAAAAAUAAACUAACUUUUCACAGGAGGCCUGGAUGAGGCUCUUCACAACAUCAUCGACAUGUGUCGUGAACAGGGAGUGCCGUUUGUGUUCGCCCUCUCCAGGAGAGCCUUGGGUCGCUGUGUCAACAAGGUGGUGCCUGUGAGCCUGGUGGGCAUCUUCAACUAUGACGGUGCUCAGGUCAGGGUGAUAUCAAGCAGGGUCGUGAUUUAACCCUCUACAUGUGAGCUUUGUCAAAACACCUCUCUCUUUCCCACAGGACUACUACCAUAAGAUGAUAGAGUUGUCGUCAGAGGCCAGGAAAGCAUAUGAAGAGAUGGUGCUGAGCCUGGAGCAGACAGACCAGGCUGAGGAGGAGGCUGUGGACACUGAGGAAGAACUUCAGAUCAGCGGUCUAGCCGAGGAGGCUAAACCUGGUGCUGACACCACAGAAUCAGAGGAACCAGAAUACAGUAUGUAACUCUAGGGAUGUUUUAUUUGUAUAAGAGUACGCAAACACACACAUAACUAAUUCUUGUUAUGUUCUUCUUCUAGUUAAAACCUGGAAGAAAAUGCUGGAAAAGGAGAACAACCACAAGUUUUUGAACUUUGAGGAGCAGAUGAGCUCCAUGCACUUGGACAGCGACUGCACUGAAAUCUCAGACGAAGACGAGAAGAGUUGACAGUUACGAACCUUCUGUGCCUAAAAGAAAAUAACUCAAAAUGAUCACCAGCUUCAAAGAAGAUAGCAUGAACUUAAUCUUGACCUGAAGUUAAUCAUGUUGAUAAUAUUUGUAAUGAAUUGUAAAGUCCUUUGUUUAAUUUUUUUGGAUAGAUUUUUUGUUUUUCAGUUUGAGAUAAUCAGGAAAGGCUGCGCACUUACAGAAAGUGUACUUGUGGGUUAUAAACAGGAGUGGUUCAACACUGACUCAUUGGACCAAACCGGCCACUUGAAAAGAUCCCACAAUAUGAAUCCCAACAUGACCGUGCCCAGAGAGCGUGUAAGAGUUUACAUACUGAAUGUGUGCGCCAUAUCCACUAGUGAAACAAUAAGGUGUGUGUUUACACUGUGGUUUGAAUGUGAAGCCAUCAUAGUGGGUUUUUCCCCAAAUCCAUAAGCUGCAGAGUUUGUUGGCAUUUUUGCUCUAAUUUUGUUGAUGACAUUAACAUGACGCCAGGAAAUGAAGACACAUAGGACAUUAUUUUGAGGCAUUGCUUGUCACAUGGUCAGUGUCUGAAACGGGCUUCAGUACAUGCCGAUAAGAUUGUAUUUUUUGUGAAUUUAUGAUUGUAUAUCCUCUCCUUCCUAACACUGUUGAAAGCUUGAGCAGAAAGACUUUGAUUUUUGCUCUUAGAGCGAAGCCAAAACUUUUACAUUUAUCCAAGGAAAGGAUAUGACAGCGAAGGUUUUUGCUGCUUAUGUUCAAGAAAACUGAAAGAAAGCCAGUUUUUACCAAAACCACGACAGUGGUAUAUUUUUUGUCUUUAUCAUAUUAGGGGAUCAAAAGCAAACUCAGCACAACACUGUGGAAAACUCAAGUUUUACAGUUUUCUCUUUUUGAAUCUGUGCUCAUUUAUCCAGCAUAUCCAGAUAUUUUUUCUAUUAUUUGUAUGAAUAAUACUUGCACAUACAAACAAUAAUUUUUCUUUGCUAAAACACACCUUUCCUCGACUUGAACAAACUCUCCCAUGUUCACAAAGGUGGGAUACACAAUAAGAAACAUAAAUUACAGUCUGACUGAGCGUCAGUUCACAGCCUUUCACUUCUUCUCAGCUCCUGUGUUAGAGGUACAGUAAAGAGUCUAAACAACGUUGCUUCUUAUACUACGAUAUUUUUAAAACUUGUGAAAUUAUGACCAUCAAAGUGUUCUACUUUGUGAUACUUUAUGAUGAAGUGUAAAUGGUAGCAUUUGAUUUCAAGCAGCUCAGUGUUCUGAAACAUCACCUGCAGUUAACUUGACUUUUUACAAUUUGUCAGUUUCCUGUUUACCAGCGUAGGAACCUUGUGAUUGCAUCAUGAUAAGAUAUAAAAAUCAGUUCUCUUUAAAGCAGGGUGGCUUUCACACAUAAAAAAACCCAAUAAAAUCAUCAUUUAGAAUUAAACUCACAUUGCAAAUCAUGUUUUUCUUUUCUGCUUGUGGAGUUG
This is a messenger RNA of Xyrichtys novacula (pearly razorfish), 7381 nucleotides long. The record is from the annotation of a GenBank genome assembly. Lineage: Eukaryota; Metazoa; Chordata; Actinopteri; Labriformes; Labridae.